CUUGUGACGGCAACAAUUGAAUAUUUAUUCACAAUAUUACAAUAGAAAUGAAAACAAAAGUGGUUCAAGUUAUUUUUCAUUUGUUGUUAUGCGUAACGGUUAUUCCAGGAAGCGAAUAUAAUGAAAAUAAUGUUCAAAAUUUUGAGAGAAAACGAGACAUUGCCAUGGAUGUCACAGACUUUUCAGUGUAUUACGAUGUCCACACUAACGAGACCAUACGAAAAAUGAUGCCCAGGCCAUGGUACAGACCGGGUUGGCGACUGAGGCUUCCAUUUACCGGCGGACCUUGCGAAUGCAAAAGCUACAAAUGCACUUGUUGCACCGGUAUCCGAAUAGAAGCAUUUGGUUUCGACAGACGCACUUGCGCAAUUCUUAAGUUUGAACCUGAGGAAGCCAUAAUAAAUUUGGAAGUCAAAAUGAGUAACAAAAGUGUUUUAGUAAAAAUGUUUUCAGCAAGUAAUCCUCCACCGUUUUGCGUGCCCAUCCCAGUUCCCUAUUUGCCUCCCGGGCUUGUCGAUAUGUGUAUCAGAUUAUUUGAUGUCUCGAUAGUUCAGCAGAGAUUACAUGUAUGUAUGGACAUGGACACCAGGAUUGAUAUGGCGCCAGUCUUGAUUUUACAUUUCGAUUGCAUGGAUAUGGGCAUAGAUGGCGUUAGUCUGUCAAAACCUGGUGGAGGUGGUAGUAAUCCAGCGAACGCUGCAACUAAUGGAGAUACAACGGAAUCAAUGGAACCAACACAAGUCAACGGCGAUGUGUAUGACCCUGUUACCGAGGAUCCCAAUAUCGAAACCACACCGCAACCCAUGUUCAAAAACAGUAUUAAAUAUAUAUAA
Molecule: messenger RNA, 833 nt
Organism: Papilio xuthus (Asian swallowtail)
Lineage: Eukaryota; Metazoa; Arthropoda; Insecta; Lepidoptera; Papilionidae
Exons: 6
Coding region: 48-833 (261 amino acids)
Source: RefSeq, a predicted model, not a curated record